Ornithodoros turicata is the source of this 1035-nucleotide messenger RNA. RefSeq lists its product as uncharacterized. Gene Ontology annotation, molecular function: nucleic acid binding. Gene Ontology annotation, biological process: DNA integration. NCBI's taxonomy places the organism in Eukaryota, Metazoa, Arthropoda, Arachnida, Ixodida, Argasidae. The record is from RefSeq and is a predicted model, not a curated record. The transcript has a single exon. Bases 1 to 1035 code for a protein of 344 amino acids.
AUGAACACCGAUGUUCGCUCGUGGGCACGAGCCUGUCUUCAGUUCCAGCGGUCAAAGGUACAUCGGCAUACUAUCACGGCGCCAGCAAAGUUCCUCGCACCUUAUGUCCACUUCGCCCAGGUCUACAUUGAUCUUGUAGGCCCGUUGCCAUCAACCAAAGGAUACCGUUAUCUCCUUUCUUGCAUUGACCGCUACACCCGUUGGCCAGAAGUCAUACCGAUGCCGGACAUUACCGCUGAAACUGUGACGCACGCCCUUCUCGCCACAUGGGUAUCCCGUUUCGGCGUCCCUACCACCGUAACCACUGACAGGGGACAUCAGUUCGAGUCCGCCCUUUUCCGUCACAUGUGCAGUCUACUGGGUACUCGCCACAUUCGGACCACCGCCUACCACCCGCCUGCUAACGGGAUCGUAGAACGUCUGCGUCCACAGCUUAAAGUUGCUCUACGGGCUACAGACGACAGUACGUCCUGGAUCGAGCGCCUUCCUCUCGUCCUGCUUGGCCUCCGUGCAGCUAUCAAGGACGACAUGUGCAGUGCGGCAGAACUUGUGUACGGCUGUUCACUCCGCCUGCCUGGAGCCUUCUUCGCGUAUUCUUCACCACCUGUGCCGGACCUCGCAUCCUACAUCGAUCGUCUCCGCUUGGUGUUUAACGACCUCAAGCCCACACCGCCCCGCACAGCCUCUAGAACAGCAGUCUUUAUCAGCCCCGACCUCCUCCAAGCCUCCCACGUCUUCAUCCGCCACGACGCCGUACGGUCAUCGUUGCUACCACCCUACGACGGGCCGUCCUUCACCGCGCGGAUAAGUUUUGCCGCUUGGAUUUUCCCCGCGGGCCUGACACGGUGUCCAUCGACAGGCUUAAGCCAGCCUACCUGGACACCACCCCCGAUGGGAUAUGACGACCAGGCAUCCACAACCUCCCGAUCGCUCCUCAAGCCCUGGAUUGUCCUCAGUCUGCCGCGCCUCAACGGAGCGUCCACUGGGCCCCGUCCACAUGGUGACCGUUGUUUCUGCGAAGGGGAGCCCUUGUAG